Messenger RNA from Talaromyces rugulosus, 1380 nucleotides. RefSeq lists its product as uncharacterized. Gene Ontology annotation, biological process: transmembrane transport. The transcript has 9 exons. Gene Ontology annotation, molecular function: transmembrane transporter activity. Bases 1 to 1380 code for a protein of 459 amino acids. The record is from RefSeq and is a predicted model, not a curated record. Lineage: Eukaryota; Fungi; Ascomycota; Eurotiomycetes; Eurotiales; Trichocomaceae.
AUGGAACCAGACUCGGGAAUGUUGGCCAAGGACUACACGCUGAAACUACGUCUCUGGAGGCGCUACACAACUCCGUGGCAGAAAAUUGUUUCCCACCCCUAUGAAGGAUCUGGAACUGAGGAGAAUCCUUAUAUCGUUACCUGGCUAGAUGAUGGGGAUGAUGAGAACCCCCUAAAAUGGUCAUCAGGUUAUCAAUGGACAGUAACAUGGCUUGUAGCCUGGACAACUCUGGCCGCAUCAUUUGCGUCUUCGUCAUAUUCUGCAGCUAUACAGAAAGUUCAACAAGACUUCCCUGGCUACUCGUCGCAGGUUUACAUCAUGGGUAUUAGCGCAUUCGUAUUGGGUUAUGCUUUUGGCCCUCUUCUGUGGGCUCCAAUGUCCGAGGUUCUAGGUCGCCGACGCCUCUUCAUUGUUGCGUACACUCUUUUUACAAUUUUCAAUGCCGCAGUUUGUGCAUCCCAGAAUAUUUGGACCUUGACAAUAUUACGAUUUCUGGCAGGGUCAUUCGGUGCCUCUCCUCUCACCAACGCUGCUGGUGUGGUUUCAGAUAUUUUCCCGGCCGAAAAGCGAGGUAGUGGUAUGGCUAUUUUCUCAGCUGCACCCUUUACUGGUCCUACCCUUGGCCCAAUUGUUGGUGGCUUUCUGGGAGAAGCUGCUGGUUGGAGAUGGGUCUGCGCCACCAAUGCGAUACUCUCAGGAACACUUACUAUUCUGGGCACAUUGACCAUUCCCGAGACAUACUCACCAGUAUUAUUGCGAGAAAGAGCAAAUAAUCUUACUGCGGCUAGUCAAUUACCAAAUGGGGGAGGGAGGGUAUAUCGAAGCGUAUUUGAUGACAACCCUCGCUACAUUGCCUUGCUCCGGAACCACAGGGAGAAAACCACCAACACACCUCUCCCGCCAGAAUCUCGUCUCGCACCAGCAAUGUUAGGAGCUAUCCUUCUUCCGCUGGGGCUGUUCUGGUUCGCAUGGACAUGCCAGCCCAGUGUUCACUGGAUUGUCAGUAUCCUUGCCAAUAUUCCGUUUGGAAUGGGAAUGGUCAUGAUAUUUUUGAGUUUUUUUGUAUGGCUUCUACUAUCCGACGCGGUUGUUGCUUACUCUACUAACAUUGGAGGGAAGACAUAUAUCGCUGACGUGUAUAAUGUACAUGCUGCCUCGGCCUUGGCUGCAAACUCGGUAUUGCGUAGUUUGUUCGGUGUAGCCUUUCCACUUUUCACGACUGCCAUGUACGACAGUCUGGGUAUUAAUUGGGCCUCUACGCUGGUAGCAUUCCUUGCCCUAGCGAUGACACCCCAACCGUUUCUCUUCUACAAGUAUGGCAAGAAAAUUCGACUCAGAUCCAAGUUUUCUCGACACGCUGCAGAAACCUCGCUGGAAUAG